Anoplophora glabripennis (Asian longhorned beetle) is the source of this 334-nucleotide messenger RNA. RefSeq names its product lactase-like protein. The record is from RefSeq and is a predicted model, not a curated record. Gene Ontology annotation, molecular function: beta-glucosidase activity. Gene Ontology annotation, biological process: carbohydrate metabolic process. The transcript has 2 exons. The coding region runs from base 65 to 271 and encodes 68 amino acids. Lineage: Eukaryota; Metazoa; Arthropoda; Insecta; Coleoptera; Cerambycidae.
AUAUAUUUAUUGUUUAAUUCAGUCAGUUUCAUUUCAGGAUUAUCUGAGCAAUGUUAGAAGUGCCAUGGAAGAAGGUGUUAAAGUAAUCGGUUAUACAGCUUGGAGUUUGAUGGAUAACUUCGAAUGGAUGCGUGGAUACUCAGAAAGAUUUGGUCUUUACCAUGUUGACUUCGAAAGUCAAAAUCGUACAAGAACGCCAAAAAGUUCUGCUGAAUAUUAUAAAAAGGUAAUUGCCACUCGUUGUUUGGUAGAUACAUGUGAAAAAGCUUAAAAUGAUAUUUUAGAACUUUGUCGUUAGGUUUCUAAUAUUAUAAAUAUAUAAAAUACAUAAAAA